Messenger RNA from Nicotiana attenuata, 1443 nucleotides. RefSeq names its product myb-related protein 306-like. NCBI's taxonomy places the organism in Eukaryota, Viridiplantae, Streptophyta, Magnoliopsida, Solanales, Solanaceae. Gene Ontology annotation, biological process: response to auxin. The transcript has 3 exons. The coding region runs from base 113 to 1162 and encodes 349 amino acids. The record is from RefSeq and is a predicted model, not a curated record.
CCUUUGUCUUAGAUGCUAUAUAUUGUCUCAACAUUUCUUUCAUAUCACAAGAAGAUAAACAAAGUACUUUAUUUGUUUCACACUUGAACUCCUCAAAAAGAUUUCUAAUAAAAUGGGAAGGCCACCUUGUUGUGAUAAAAUUGGUGUGAAAAAAGGACCAUGGACACCAGAAGAAGAUAUCAUUUUGGUAUCAUAUAUUCAAGAACAUGGUCCUGGCAACUGGAGAGCUGUUCCUACUAAUACUGGAUUGCUUAGAUGCAGCAAGAGUUGCAGACUUAGAUGGACUAACUAUCUGCGUCCAGGCAUCAAACGUGGCAACUUUACCGAGCAUGAAGAGAAAAUGAUUAUUCACCUACAAGCUCUUCUUGGCAACAGAUGGGCAGCCAUAGCUUCAUAUCUUCCACAAAGAACAGACAAUGACAUAAAAAAUUACUGGAAUACUCAUUUGCAAAAGAAGCUUAAGAAGAUUCAAGGUCAUGAUCAAAAGGGAAAAUCAUCGUCAUCAUCAUCUCAAUCAAUCUCAAAAGGACAGUGGGAGAGGAGACUUCAAACAGAUAUCCACACAGCUAAACAAGCUCUUUGUGAUGCUUUAUCCCUUAACAAAAAAACCACUGAUUUCUCACCAAAUAUUAAUCCUAGUACUAAUUCUUUUCCUGUCCAAACAUCUACUAAUACCUAUGCGUCUAGUGCUGAUAACAUCUCUCGAUUGCUUCAAAAUUGGAUGAAAAACUCCCCUAAAUCAUCUCAAAGCAUAUCUAAUAACUCAAUCACUAGUCAGAGUUCUUUCAACAAUUUAUCAAUCGGGACGGGUUCGAGUUCUAGUCUUAGUGAAGGAACCCUGAAUGCACCAACACCAGAAGGAUUAGACUCACUCUUUAGCUUCAAUUCAUCUUAUAAUUCUGAUGUUUCUCAGUCCAUGUCGGCGGACGAGGUUGUUGCUUUCACACCUGAGAAUGCUGGAAUUUUCCAAGUCGAAAGCAAUAAACAAUAUUUGCCAAAUUUCAAGGAUGAAAAUGGAUUUUUAUUCCAAGAGGGAAUUAGCAAACAAAAUUUGGAGACAGAAGUACCCUUAACUUUGCUGGAAAAUUGGCUUUUUGAUGAUUCUAAUGUACAAACACAAGAAGAGCUAAUGGGAAUUGGAAUAGGCAUGGAAUGGCUUUGAGUAGAACGGCUGAUUUGUUUUGAGGAAAUAUAAUCUUGAAGAAAUAAUGAAGGAUAUAUUUCUUCAAAACAAAUAUUGGCAGUUUUGGUUCUUUUUGCUAUUUUCAGGUUGCUACUUGUUAGGCUUUGGACUGUAUAGGUUUUAAUCAAUUUCUAGCCUCAGUAGAAACUUGUUAGAAGAGCAUAAGAAAGUGUAACUAUAUAUGUAACCUUAAAUCAGCAUAUGUACUAGAUAGAAUUAAUAAAAGCAGUACUCUAUGCUAAGAGCUUCAACUGUUUGUA